AUUUAAUUUUGCUUAUAUGUCAAUAACAAUAGAAUUACAAGGUCUAGGUGAGGAAGACUCAUUCUAGACAAUAUUAGAUCAUGAAACUACAUUAUUAAAAAUUGGGGAAAUGAUUCAAGAGGCUCAAUAUUAUUAGUAAAUUAUUAUCUCUGAUCUAGAUCCUUUAAUUUAAGUGAAUAGUUCUGUUUAUAGAUAAAAGAUACAAAUAAAUUUAUUAGUCGAAGACAAACAGUUGUCAAAGAUUGUCUCUCUUUAAAUUAAAUAGAUGCAAAAGAACUAAUCUUUCAUAAAGGACUAGAAGGUUAGAAGAAAAGUAGCAAUUAACUUAUUUAUUUUAGUGUUAUCAGGAAUUACGAUUGAUUAAAAUGAUCAAAAUUAAAUAUAGACAGCUCAUUAUUAACCUAUAAAUUAAAAUUCAAUGAAAAAAAAUAAUGAUAUUUAAUAAGGUGGAACUGUAAAUAAUUAAUAAUCUAAAAUAAUAAAUAAUUAAUUAGGGGGAGGAAUCUAAAUUGGAGGAAAUAUUUCUGAAACACAACAUUUAAGAAAAUUUGAGUAAUAAUAAAAUUAUAAUCCAUAAGUUGUUGAAGAAUAUUAAGGAAAUUCAUCUAUAAACUUACAAUAUAAAUAAUUAUAAUAAUAAUAAUAAUAAUAAUAAUAAUAAUAAUUAUAAUUCAGUUAAUUUUCAUAAUAAGAAAGUCAAAUCGAAUAACUAAUCGACCCAUAAAACAAUCCUAUACUUCAAAGAUAAGGAGCCGCUAUAAAAAUUAAUAAAAAUUAAGUAUUACCUCAAUAAGGUGGAUAAUAAGUAAGCGGAGAGUUAAGUUAUACAUAAUAUUUGCGGUAAAUGACUAAUAAUGAAUCUUCAAACAAUCUUUAAAAUUCAUAAAUAUAGGAAUAACCUAAUAAUACUGAUUAACUUAAUAAAAAUGAAAUGUUCUAAAGAUAAAACCCUCUAUGGCAAUCAAAUUUAAAUAACUUAAAUAUACACACUUAAUAAUCAUCUAAAAAAAUUUUAUUUGAAAGGACUUUUAAAAUUAAGCUUAAUCAAGAACUUGAAUAGGGUUUAAAGAGAUAUUUAGAAAAUUAAAAAAUUGAGUAUGAAAUAAUAAGCUGA
Molecule: messenger RNA, 1114 nt
Organism: Paramecium sonneborni
Lineage: Eukaryota; Ciliophora; Oligohymenophorea; Peniculida; Parameciidae
Source: the annotation of a GenBank genome assembly